AUGGUGUUUGACCUGAAAUGGGGCAUUCUUGCGACGGGUGGCAUCGCUGAGACCUUCACCAGGGAUUUGUUGAUAGCCCCGGAGAAAAGAGGCACCACGGACGUGACUCAUACAGUCACGGCUGUCGGAUCAUCUUCCAAGAAAUCAUCUGCGGAAUCAUUCAUCGACAGGCUCCAGAUCCCCAGUCCAGUUACCGCUUAUGGAUCAUAUGAAGAAGUUGUGAAAGACCCCGCGGUGCAGGCCGUCUAUAUCGGGAGUCCUCAUUCGCAUCAUUAUCAACAUGCGAUGCUCGCUCUUCAUGCUGGCAAGCAUGUUCUUUGCGAAAAGGCUUUGACCAUCAAUGCGGCCCAAGCAAAGCGGCUGUUCGAACUGGCCAAGCAGAAGGGUCUUUUUUUCAUGGAAGCCGUCUGGACCCGCUUUUUCCCUUUGAGUAUCCAGGUUCGAGAGCUCAUCCAAAACGGGGCUAUCGGAGAAGUCCUGCGGGUGGUCUCCGAUCUGAGUAUCGGAGUCCAUCCCGAGACAGAAUGGAGCCUCGACCAUCGAAUGGUCAACAAGGACUUAGCCGGCGGAGCUCUGCUCGAUUUGGGUAUCUACUCUCUAACCUGGGUGUUCCAAAUUCUCUAUCAUACCCUCCCUCGUUCUCAGAGGAAGCCCCCCAUCUCACAUUGUCUCGCAUAUGUCACACUUCCCGGGAACGGAACGUCCACCGCUGUUGCUAUGACCGCAUUCCGUGUGGGCACCGAUCCAGAUGGCCAUGGUUCGGCGGGGCCCUCGAUCAAGAUUCAGGGCACAAAGGGCCAUAUUCAUGUGUUUGGACCUGCUUUUGCCCCGCAAUGGUACCGUGUGAUCCCGAGCAGUCAGCCAAAUGAGCCGACCACGGUGCAAGACGUUCAUAUGCCUGUACCGGAAGGCCGUGGUAUGUUCUGGGAAGCAGAUGAAGUUGCGAGAUGUCUGCGAGAUGGAAAGCUCGAGAGCGAGGGCCUUCCGUGGGAGGAAAGUCUUGUGAUCAUGGAGGUUUUGGAUGAGGUUCGGCGACAGGGGGGGACUGACUUACUCCGAGAAUCUUGA
Molecule: messenger RNA, 1068 nt
Organism: Penicillium chermesinum
Lineage: Eukaryota; Fungi; Ascomycota; Eurotiomycetes; Eurotiales; Aspergillaceae
Product: Gfo/Idh/MocA family protein
Exons: 5
Coding region: 1-1068 (355 amino acids)
Molecular function (GO): nucleotide binding
Source: RefSeq, a predicted model, not a curated record